AUGGUAAACUUAAACAUAAAUGCCAUGCGCUAUUUAUCGCAAGAUGAUUUCAGAGUUCUUACAGCAGUAGAAAUAGGAUCAAAAAAUCAUGAACUAGUCCCAACUUCUUUAAUUGCUCAAAUUGCGGGAUUAAAAGGUGUUAGCCAUCAAAAAUGCAUCAGUGAAUUAGCAAAAAAUGGCCUUAUUUCUAAGGUUAAAAAUGCAAAAUAUAACGGAUAUCGACUUACAUACAUUGGUUAUGACUAUUUAGCACUAAAUGCUUUUUCAAAGAGAGAAUGUAUAUAUUCUAUUGGAAAUAAAAUUGGAGUAGGCAAAGAAUCAGAUGUUUACAUUAUUUCAGACAAAACAGGAAAACAAAUGGUUCUUAAAAUGCAUAAGUAUAUUUUUCUAUAUAUUUUUACACAUAUGAUCUUUCUAUUUAGGCUUGGAAGGAUAUCUUUUAGAAACGUAAAAUUAAAACGUGACUAUCUUAAAAAUCGAAAAUCAGCUAGUUGGAUGUAUAUGUCACGUUUAGCUGCAAAAAAGGAAUAUACUGUUAUGAAAGUCUUGUACGAAAACAUGUUUCCCGUUCCUCAACCUAUAGAUCAAGUCCGACAUUGUAUUAUUAUGGAAAAAAUAGAAGCAUAUCCUUUACAUAAAAUUAAUAAUAUUUUGCAUCCAGAAAAACUUUAUAUGACUUUAAUGCAAUUAAUUAUAAAGUUAGCCAACCAUGGACUAAUCCAUGGUGAUUUUAAUGAAUUCAAUAUCUUAAUUCAUGAAAAUCUAGAUCCAGUAAUAAUUGAUUUUCCACAAAUGAUUAGUAUUGAUCAUUACAACUCAGAAGAGUAUUUUAACCGUGAUGUUGAAUGUAUUAAAAAAUAUUUCUUGAAAAAAUUCCGCUAUGAAUCAAAUUAUAUUCCUAUAUUUCAUAAAGAUGUAAAAAGAGAAAAUAAUUUAGACAUACAAGUAGAAGCAGGAGGAAUUAAAAAAAAAUUAGCUAAAAAAAUAGAUAUGUAUUUUAAAAAAAAUAAAAAUACAUCAACAGAUGAGGAAACUUUUUCUAGUAGUAAUGAUACAAAUACCAGUCAAUCCUCAAAAGAUAAAGAUUAUAGUAGCGAAGAUAAAAUAUCAGAUACAACUAGAAUUAACUAA
Pneumocystis jirovecii RU7 is the source of this 1131-nucleotide messenger RNA. RefSeq names its product protein kinase RIO2. Lineage: Eukaryota; Fungi; Ascomycota; Pneumocystomycetes; Pneumocystales; Pneumocystaceae. The record is from RefSeq and is a predicted model, not a curated record. Gene Ontology annotation, cellular component: cytosol; preribosome, small subunit precursor; nucleus. The transcript is spliced from 7 exons. The coding region runs from base 1 to 1131 and encodes 376 amino acids. Gene Ontology annotation, molecular function: protein serine/threonine kinase activity; ATP binding. Gene Ontology annotation, biological process: maturation of SSU-rRNA; protein phosphorylation.